AUGAAUACAAGCCUGAGUUGGUCUGAGCAGCUCGAUGCACUUCUAAAUGCAACUGAUGGAAAUAUGGCCCGGAUUAAGCAGAGGCUGUGUCCCCUUGAAGUGUCCACUACAAGGAACCUGGCUGGAUCCUGUAUUUCCUCUCAUCGUUUUCCUUCCCAGUCAGAAACCCAACAGCAUUGGGUUCUAAAGACUCCCAUUGUCCCAAACAGACUAAGGUACGGUCGUUCCUCUCUCUGGGAUGAAGUUACUAUUCUCCGAUCUCAGAUUCAAUCUCAGGCUCAGGUGACUGAGGCUCUAAGGCGGGCUGUGCAGGGCCUCCUGGAAGAACGAGAGCAGCAGAUGUACAAGAUCAAUGUCCUGGAAGCAUCACUAAGGUUGCUGCAGGGCUCCCCAGAAGGGCGAACCCUUCUCCUGGAGCAACACCUAGAGGGGCUGAGAAGGGAACUGCAGGGCCUUCAGAGCCAGGUGCAGGAGCUAGCCCAAGCUCAAAUGAAAACAAGAGCAGGAAAGUGCAGUUCUACCAGUGGUCUUCAUCAGGAGCUGCAGACUGAGCGGCAACUUUUAUGGAAAGAGUCAGAGAUUCUGCGGGAGGAACUGAAGUUGCUGCGGGACCAGCUGAGCCAACACCAAGAGCUGCUGCUGAAACAGGUGGAAGAGGGGCGCCAGGUUCAAGCCCGCAGCUGGAAGAUGUUGGAGCAGCUGCAAAGUGUCCAGGAGGGCAAGGGUCAUACUCUGGAGGCUGCCAGGACAGAGGCCUAUCUCCAGGACAGCACCCUUUCUAACCUGGAGCUCAUCAGCAUUUGGCUCCAUGCCCAGAGUCUUGAGAAAGAGGAACUCUUCCUUGAGGACCCCAAGAUGCUCCUGAUUGACCUGUAA
Molecule: messenger RNA, 876 nt
Organism: Castor canadensis (American beaver)
Lineage: Eukaryota; Metazoa; Chordata; Mammalia; Rodentia; Castoridae
Source: RefSeq, a predicted model, not a curated record